UCUUGGCAGUAGGACCUACAGGGCGGUUCGUCGACCGGUCAGCCAAAUGGCUCGUCCAGUUCGGCGAAUUGGCUAUCAUUCCAGACGCCAGUAGAGUGGGCAUGGGAUUUGACGAUCCUGAUGGUGAUUUGCCAGAAACCGGCGAAAGUGAUACGUCAGAGAAGUCAAUUAUUCGCGUUCCUCUCCUCAUGAGCACCACAAACGUAACAGCGAGCGAGCCUCCGCAAUAUGAUGAGGCUGGUGUUGACCAUGACGCCGUAGAACCAUCAGAGGAAGACCAAGACCCUAGGAAGCCGAGCACCAAUGUUGCUUGGACGACCCUCGAACACCUUGACAACUUGAUGGGGGAAUGGCUGCGAUCCAUAGCAGCGGAAGGGGUAGAGACGCUCAUAGAUAUUUGCUCGGAUUCUGCCGCGGAUGCAACGAGCGUAGCGUGCAUCCUCGGAGAGCUUUGCGAAGUCAGGUUUUAAUACCAUUUGAAAAGAGAGACUUCUCCUUUGAUUAUACUAGCUUGGAGCGUCCGGUAACAUCCCUCCCACUAGGAUCCCCCUCCUCCCCAAAAUAAGAAAGAAACUAAGCAAGGCAAAGAUGUAAUUGUAAGCGAUAUGCGUUUUCAAAUUUCGAAAAUUUUCCACGUUUUGCCAUAGUUUGCGGAUUGGGUCUCGUGCGUUUGAAGUCAAGGGCUAAGGUCCCAAAGCUUUUCGACUUUCAGCCCUUUCGCUGAAAUUCAGUGUCUUGGAUCUGCAUUAUUCAAAUUUCGAAAAUUCUCCGCGUUUUGUUGUCGUUUUGGGAUUGAAUUUUGUGCGUUUGGAGCGCUAAAGCCCAUAAGUUUUUGACUUUCAGCCCUUUCCCUGAGAUUCAGCCGCAUGGAUUUGCAUUUUUCAAAUUUCGAAUAUUUUCCCCAUUUUGUCGCCGUUUUGGGAUUGAAUUCUGUGCGUUUGAAGUGCUAAAGUCCCAAAAUUUUUGAUUUUAAGCACUUUCCCUGAGAUUCAAUCUCUUGGCUUCGCGUUUUUCCAAUUUCGAAAAUUUUCCACGUUUUUCGUCGUUUUGGGAGUGAAUCCCGUGAGUUUGAAAGGCUAAGAUCCCAAAAUUUUUGAUUUUCAGCCCUUUCGCUGAAAUUUAACGCCUUGGCUUCGCGUUUUUCAAAUUUCGAAAACUUUCCACAUUUUGCCGCCGUUUUCGGGUUGAGUUCCGUGCUUUUGAGGUGCUAAGAUCCCAAAAUUUUUGAUUUUAGGCCCUUUCUCUCGAAUUUAAUUCCUUGGAUUCGCCUUUUCAAAUUUCGAAAAUUUUCCACCUUUUUCGUUUUUUUGGGAGUGAGUCCCGUGAGUUUGGAGCGCUAAGAUCCCAAAAUUUUUGAUUUUAAGCCCUUUCUGCCGAAAUUCAAUUCCAUGGCUUCAUGAGUUUGGAGCGCUAAGAUCCCAAAAUUUUUGAUUUUAAGCCCUUUCUCCCGAAAUUCAAUUCCAUGGCUUCACGGUUUCAUGGUUUCAUGGUUUCGCGGUUUCAUGGUUUCGCGGUUUCAUGGUUUCGCGGUUUCGUGGUUUCUUGGUUUCCUGGUUUCCUGGUUUCCUGGUUUCGUGGUUUCAUGGUUUCAUGGUUUCGUGGUUUCCUGGUUUCAUGGUUUCGUGGUUUCAUGGUUUCAUGGUUUCAUGGUUUCAUGGUUUCAUGGUUUCAUGGUUUCGUGGUUUCAUGGUUUCAUGGUUUCAUGGUUUCAUGGUUUCAUGGUUUCAUGGUUUCAUGGUUUCAUGGUUUCAUGGUUUCAUGGUUUCAUGGUUUCAUGGUUUCAUGGUUUCAUGGUUUCAUGGUUUCAUGGUUUCAUGGUUUCAUGGUUUCAUGGUUUCAUGGUUUCAUGGUUUCAUGGUUUCAUGGUUUCAUGGUUUCAUGGUUUCAUGGUUUCAUGGUUUCAUGGUUUCAUGGUUUCAUGGUUUCAUGGUUUCAUGGUUUCAUGGUUUCAUGGUUUCAUGGUUUCAUGGUUUCAUGGUUUCAUGGUUUCAUGGUUUCAUGGUUUCAUGGUUUCAUGGUUUCAUGGUUUCAUGGUUUCAUGGUUUCAUGGUUUCAUGGUUUCAUGGUUUCAUGGUUUCAUGGGUUCAUGGGUUCAUGGGUUCAUGGGUUCAUGGGUUCAUGGGUUCAUGGGUUCAUGGGUUCAUGGGUUCAUGGGUUCAUGGGUUCAUGGGUUCAUGGGUUCAUGGGUUCAUGGGUUCAUGGGUUCAUGGGUUCAUGGGUUCAUGGGUUCAUGGGUUCAUGGGUUCAUGGGUUCAUGGGUUCAUGGGUUCAUGGGUUCAUGGGUUCAUGGGUUCAUGGGUUCAUGGGUUCAUGGGUUCAUGGGUUCAUGGGUUCAUGGGUUCAUGGGUUCAUGGGUUCAUGGGUUUGGGGUUUGUUUGUUUUUGUGUUGGAGGUUUUGGGUUUGGGUGUUUUGGGUUUGGGUGUUGGAGGUUUUGGGUUUGGGUGUUGGAGGUUGAGGUUUCCGAAGGGAUGUGUUUGCAAAGUUUUAUUGCUCUUAAUAUUAAUAUUAUAGUAGAUCACAAACGUAGACUUAUCCCGUGCAACAAUAUAUUAAUAUUAUAGUAGUAACGAAAUUCUUCUUCUUUGUGGUAUGAAUUCUCGUUCUUGAAGAUUGAAUCUUUCAGCUUUGUUUAGGUUCCCCCGAUCCACGAUUUUCAUUCGUCGCUGUGAGCAGCAUCAGCUUGCUAUAGCAGGCACACGGACAAUCGAAGCGCUUGGGCAGUAUUUAGGCGUGAAGAUUCAAGCAGCGCACAAGAGAAUGCUGCGUGAAGCGCGUGCAAUGAGAACGCAUCAGCAUAUUUGUCAGAGGGUAGCGUAUGCACGUUGGCAGCGUGACACAAUUUUGACGGCCGAUAUUGAAACAUGGAAAAAGCACCAGAGCUUGUGGAGGCAAUUCAUGGAAGACCUCCGAGAAGAUGUGGGUGCUUCUUCUUGUUCCUUCGUUUUCUUGUGAUGACACGUGUGUAGCCAUUUCGAAGUCGAGGCUUCUCAGUCUGAAGUUGAGCCCAAGUUCAAAUAUGUAAGUCUCAUCGUUAUCAAUUUGAAGAAAAUCAAUCUCACCAACCAGGGCUGCAGCAGGCUUUGCAAGAUACGGCGCUAGUUCCAUCGGAUGAGUUGCAAUCGCUGACUGUUGAGCAAGAGACCCGAAGCCUUAUCAUUGGAGUGGGGGAAAAGGAGCCCAUUGUUCAAGCGAUGUGCCGCUUUUAUCGAGCAAUUCCAGAGCCAAAGGAUCACAGGCACUAUUUCGUCUGAUGGUGCUCACCAAGUUGCACUAGGGGAGAGCACAACUAUAAAUCUAUAACUGUGUGGUUGUGGUCCACUUGCAGUGGCACAGACACACUGCUGGACUUUCAUGGUGAGGCUUUUUCUUUCUUCAUGUAGUUACGAUGCAAAUUUAUAAUCAACGUGAACUCAUAGUCGACGCAGCUGGGAUUUUACUACACCAAAGGCUAGUCGGGUUCGAAUCUGUUAUCGUGGUUGUUUUACUUGUAGGAAGAUGUUCUUGCUAUUUUAGUUAUUCGUAUUGUUCUUUUUUGAAAUCAUCUCUAUUCGUUCAUUCUUGAGACGUCGGCCAUUUGCUUGAAAUCUCGUCUCCAGAUGGCUUACGCGAGGCCCAGCAGCUGCUCGCCGAAGUCUUUUAUUCGUCGCAGGGUCCCAGGAUAUCCUCAAACCUGGGUCGAAGUUCUAUCUCGGUAGUGCGGAGGGAGACUAUGUUGCUGAGGAGCUGGAUGAUGUUUAUUCGCUUUUUGUGCUAGCCGAAGGCCUCAUACUACAGCCGGUGAACAGCCUGGAACGAGGUGCGUUGAAGCAAUUCGACGCACCUCGAACAGCGAAGAAUGACAUAGGUUCGCUGCUGUCCGAGCGUAAGUUCAAGGAGGAGAUGGAUAGAAUAGGGGACAUC
Amoebophrya sp. A25 is the source of this 3901-nucleotide messenger RNA. The record is from the annotation of a GenBank genome assembly. Lineage: Eukaryota; Dinophyceae; Syndiniales; Amoebophryaceae.